AUGGAUAACCAAAGCAAUAUUCAUCGUGAUGAAGACACAAUGUUAAUGGAUGUUCCCAUAUCUGAUAUCACACCUCAAAAAUCAGAAGUUGAUGAUUUAGAGGACAUGAGUACACACUUGGAAGUAGAUGUGGAGGAAGCAAUAGCAGCAAUUCCCAUAUCAUCUGUCCCACCUCAAUAUGAUAUUGUAGAGUACAAAGUUGGAGAUGAAGAUGCAACACUAUGGGAAGAAUCAAAAAAUGAUGCUAUUGAGAUAAUGGAUAAACACUACAAAGUUGAUCGUAGAGAUGCUAUAAUGGCAAUUCCUAUAUCUUCUAUUGCACCACAAGCUGGCGUUUUUCUGAAUAUGGAUAAGCAUGACCAAAUGGAUGGUGAUGAGAAUGAAACAUCAACAGAAGUUCCUAUAUCUUUUAUCUCACUGAAAAAAGCGAAGGUUGAUGAUUUGCAGGAUAUGGAUAAGCAGGACCAAAUUGAUGCUGAUGAGGAUGCAACAUUAACAAAAGUUCCUAUAUCUUUUAUCACACUGGAAAAAGCAAAGGUUGAUGUUUUGCAGAAUGAAAUGAUACCAAAAAAUAUGCAUUACAUGCAUACACAUACAUUUGAACAGAGAAGGCAAAACUGGAUCAUCAAGAAUAUUUCUCGUCCAAGUGGUUUAAUAAUUGAUUAUGUCUACCAUCAUUUGGAUACAAACAAAAAGUUUCGAUCUUUGAUCGAGGUUUACAAAUUUCUUGUAUAUGGAGAAGUCCCUGAAAUAACGAAGAAAUUAAGAGAAAAUGAAGAACCAUCACAGGUGACAACGAGACGUAAACCACACGGUAAAAAAUUGGUAAACAAAUAUGUAGCGGGAACAUGUACCGAACCUUGCAGCGGAAUUUACAUUAAAAAUCGGGGAGAAGCUAAGUACUUAUCCGAACGUGACAUCCCUUCCAACAUUGAAAAAAAGAGAAAAAGAGGAAAUGAAGAUUUAUAUGGGCAUCAACAGGUGAACUUGGGAGAUAAUGCAACACAUGUCAACUCAGGAGAUGUUGCAUUAAGUACUCCCGUACACUCUUUUCUUUACCUUUGGGAUUUUGAGCUCACUCCCGAGGCACGCAAUGAAAAUCUUUCCUAGAAAAUUUAUAAUUGUAUUAGUUUUUCAACUAAUAUUG
Messenger RNA from Solanum pennellii, 1147 nucleotides. RefSeq lists its product as uncharacterized. The transcript has 10 exons. The coding region runs from base 1 to 1110 and encodes 369 amino acids. NCBI's taxonomy places the organism in Eukaryota, Viridiplantae, Streptophyta, Magnoliopsida, Solanales, Solanaceae. The record is from RefSeq and is a predicted model, not a curated record.